CGCUGAUGUCAGGCCCCGGCCCCGGCGCGAGCGGACUGGGCUGAGGGAACGGGGCGGCGGCGGGAGCGCGGCAGGAGCGGGGUGUGGGACAACUCCUACUCUCUGCCAGGUUUUGAUUGGCUUUCCAAAGAGGCAGUGUCCUAUAAAUUGCCUUCUCUGCUCUGCUUCUGCCUUAUCACCAGCUGAGGCCCAGCACACCUGAAAGGGGAAGAUGCCAGUCAUCAGGAACCUGGGCAGAGCUGCCAGCCAGCUGCUGCAGAGCUCUGGCUGUGGCUGUGGGGUGUCCCUGGUGCCUGUCAGGGCCAUUGGGGUGUCCCCACGCCAGGUGGCCUCCGACGCCAGCUUCCACUCGGUGACGUUCUCCGAGUCGGAUCAUCCCCGGGUGUUAAUCACAGGUGGUCUUGGCCAGCUCGGGGUGGGACUUGCAAAGCUGCUGAGGAAACGCUUUGGAAAGAACAAUGUGAUCUUGUCUGACAUUAGAAAGCCUGCAGAUAAUGUUUUUUAUAGUGGUCCUUUCAUCUUCGCGGAUAUCUUGGACUACAAGAACCUGCGGGAGAUCGUGGUGAACAAUCGCAUCACGUGGCUGUUCCACUACAGCGCCCUGCUCAGCGCCGUGGGAGAGGCCAACGUGCCCUUGGCCAGGGCUGUCAACAUCACUGGUUUACACAAUGUUCUGGACAUUGCAGCUGAGCAUAAUUUGAGGCUCUUUGUUCCAAGCACCAUUGGAGCCUUUGGACCCACCUCUCCUCGAGAUCCAACUCCUGAUCUCUGCAUUCAGAGGCCGAGGACAAUCUAUGGAGUCUCCAAGGUCCAUGCUGAGCUCAUGGGAGAAUACUACCACUACCGCUAUGGCCUGGACUUCCGCUGCCUCAGGUAUCCAGGGAUUAUCUCUGCUGAUUCCCAGCCUGGGGGGGGAACAACUGAUUAUGCUGUCAAGAUUUUCCAUGAUGCCAUAAAGACUGGCAAAUUCAAGUGUUACCUGAGGCCAGACACCCGGCUGCCCAUGAUGUACAUCGACGACUGCCUGAAGGCCACGCUGGAGAUCAUGGAGGCCCCUGCAGAAGCCCUGACCAUGAGGACCUACAACAUCAGUGCCAUGAGCUUCACUCCUGAGGAGCUGGCCCAGGAGGUGCAGAAGUAUGUCCCUGAGCUCCAGAUGACCUACAACGUGGAUCAAGUCAGGCAGGCCAUAGCUGACAGCUGGCCCAUGAACUUCGACGACAGCAACGCCCGCAGGGACUGGGGUUGGAAACACGACUAUGACCUCCCUGAGCUGGUGACCACCAUGUUUAGCUACCUUGGGUCUGACUCUAGGGUUGCCCAAGCUAACUGAAAUGCUUUCAGAUGUUUCCAGAUUUCCACAGAGGACCAGGAAGAAAUGGCUGCAUUUUAGUUUCUAAUUUUCUGAGUCUUAGAGCGUGUCAGUUGCUAAUUUUUGUAAGUAGUGGCAGAGUUGGGCAGAAAUGUCCUGUAGCUGGAAUGUCCUUUAGAUAAACAGCAGCACUGGGUGCUGUCCCCAAACACAGCACUGCUGACAAACACAGAGUUCUUGAACUUUCACACUUAGGGAGAAACACCAAAGUAGCACUUACUCCUGGCUGAUGGCUCUCCAAUCAUUCCUGCCUCUUCCUUGGCAAACAACGUGGGAUAGCAUUGUCCAACUUUCAGGCAUAUCCCAAAAAGCUAACAAUAGGUUUUGCUUUUUCCUGGUGGAGGAUGUUAGGUUGUAGCAAGAACCUUUUUACUCUUUGCUUACAAAAGAGACAUCAGAAGAGCUGUUUCAUGUUUCCAAAUUGCAGGGGGAUGUUGCAAUUCUAGUUUGAAAUCAAACUUUGCUCGAUACCUCCUAUUUAUAUCUCUCUUUAUUGCUGUCUAAGCAUACACUUUUCUAUACUUAGGGCAUACAGAGUAGCAUUCUUAUGAUGCUGCUUAUAAAUGUGAAGUGGAAUAGGACUUGAAUUCUCAUCAUGCUUUAAAAGAAAAACAGGGUUUACAAGCAGAGCUUUUUCCUGUUCUCUGCAAGUGCCGCUGCUUUCAGCGCAGCCUCGGAGGGAGAGCUAAAAUCUGAAGAGCUGUUCCAUGGAUGUGAGUC
Molecule: messenger RNA, 2092 nt
Organism: Melozone crissalis (California towhee)
Lineage: Eukaryota; Metazoa; Chordata; Aves; Passeriformes; Passerellidae
Product: L-threonine 3-dehydrogenase, mitochondrial-like
Exons: 10
Coding region: 212-1333 (373 amino acids)
Biological process (GO): L-threonine catabolic process
Molecular function (GO): L-threonine 3-dehydrogenase activity
Source: RefSeq, a predicted model, not a curated record